CAGGCUUCGGAUCCAUCGGAGACGACCUCUACCAGUGAGUUCUACGACGACGAGUACGACGACGAAGACGACGUCGAGGACGAGCGCGUACAGCAGCCGGACCAGCGGCGGCGGGCGCGGGCCAAAGGCACAACCAGCGUCAAACGGUACACCGGAACCGAGUACGACGACGGUGGGGAAGGGGAGGAGGAGGAGGAGGAGGAAGGUUUCAUCGACUGGAGCGAGGGGACAAAGGGGGGUGGUCGGUUUUUGCACGGUAGCGCACGGGCGUACCAUGCGCUAGUGGGCGCAUUUGACGAGUCUGACCAGCCGGACGGGAACGCCAGUCCACCGUACUUUGGCCGCGUGCCGGCGUAUAAUGCGAGCAGGGCCAGUGGCCCAGUACCACCGACGCCCCUGCCCCGUCCAGCCGCGGUACGACCGUACGUACGGCCCGGGUCCCGGUUCUACCGUCGCCGUUCGCCGCUAGAGCCACCGACCACGGUGCACGGUUCGUCGCUUGGCUGCCUGCGCGAGAAACCACCGGCCCAGACGCGGUACGGUACCACCUACACCACCCAGCAGACGACGCACCACCAGCGGCGCGAAACAUCGAUCUCCUCACCGGGCAGUCCGGCAUCGAGCGGGGACGGUCCGGAGCAGCGGGGGCUAGCGAGGAGCCGCUUUCUCACCAUGUCCGGCGACGCAGACGCGGUGCGGACCGAGCACGAACCGGACCGUGCGAGAACGCCCCCAAAUCCUUCGGCAGCGAUCGGGGGCACCAAUACCGACAGCGGGCCGAGCGACGCACAGCCGACGAUGUCGGUCGGGGCGAACGACGCGCUGGUCGGGUCCGGUGCGAGCGCGAUCGCUUCGGGUCCGCCAGUAGCAUCGACUGGCUCGAGCGCGACAGCAGUGCCGUCGACAGCAGCGCACGCACCGACCAGUAACGGUACCAGCCAGCAGCAGCAGCAGAACCAGGCGAACAACAAUCACAGCAACACCGCAGUGGACGGACCGGGCGAUACAGGUGUGGCCGGUACGAAGCGCGAACUGAACGCGAAAGGUGCGGCACCGGCACGCAGCAAGGAGUCCGUAUCGCCGCUGCCGCUCAAGCGCCUGAACGGUACCGGCGGGAAGGACACGAACAACAACGCACCCGGGGACGGACAUCGCAGUCCGCUGGGUGCGACCACGCAAUCAACCAACGCCAACGGGCACACCGGGCCAACGCCCACCAACCCCAACCAACCGACGCGCCCGAUCGGCGGCAUCAAGGGGCGCAAGGGGGGCGGCUGGAAGGCCCGCCCGGACAGUGAGUCGUUCGGGAACGCGCUCAACUCGCCGACGGACGAGGACGAGCUGCUGGCCGGCAGCCCAAUAACGGUCCGCCGACAGCCGAUCAACGUCAAUCCGGUUAUCACGCGCGAUAAGCUCGCCAGCUCCGGGGGUAUCGGUGCUGGUGGUGGUGGUGGUGGUGGUGUUGGUGGUGUUGCGGGUGGGAGUAGUGUUAGUGGUGGUGGUGGUGGUGGUUGGGGACCAAGACAGCGGGGCGGCGUGGUUGAGCGGGGUAGCCGGAUUCAGAGUCCCGCCACCGGUACGGUGCCACAUCUGCACGGUGGGCUUGGUGGUGGUGUAGGACCCGGUGGGACGUCGAUGGACGUUGGGGGCGAGGGCACGACGACGCAGCCAGCCGCCGCUAACGCAACCGGUACCGCAACGGCCGCAGCCGGCGGUGCCGCCCCAGGGACAGCAGCAAGUACGCCGGGCGCCGGCCCACAACAGGCUGGUCCGGUACCGGUGAAGCGCAGCCAGUCGCGAAACGACGUGCUGGACCUGGACAGUGUACCCGGACCGUCGGGGCUACUGCCGAGCAACCCGGGCGUACCGGGCACGAUCGGGGGCAAUCCGCAGUCACGCUACUCAAACCUGUCGUUCUGGAAGGCGCGGCGGGUGCUGUUCUACCGGAAUGGCGAUCCCUUCUUUCCGGGCGUCGAGUUCCGGUUCAAGCCCGGGCGGGACAUCUGCACGCUCGAGGCGCUGCUCGACAAGAUCUCCGCCCGGAUGGAUCUGCCCCGGGGUGCCCGCUACAUAUUCUCGAUGGAUGGCGACCGGAAGUACUCGCUCGAUGAGCUGGAGGACGGCUCCAGCUACGUCGUCUCCUCGUUCAAGGUGUUCAAGCCGGCCAGUUACGGCAAGAAGAACGGCGUGUGGUACGCAUCACCGGGCAAUCAGGGAUGGGGGAGCGGUGCGGGCCCGGGCCGACUGGGCCGUAAACCGUCCGUCACCGAGGUGGACAACAUGCCGUCCGGCAGCCUAAAGCCGAGCGCUGGGCGCGUUAUUAGAAUAAUCAACAGUCACGAUCACAGCGUACAGUGUCGCGUGCUGCUGAACCUGCGCACAUCGCAACCGUUCGAGGAGGUGCUGGAGGAUCUCGGCCAGGUGUUGAAGAUGAUCGGAGCCAAAAAGAUGUAUACCAGCAACGGGCAGGAGGUGCGCAGUUUCUCCCAGCUGCGCAACGAGUUCGCCGAGGUGGAGACGUUCUAUCUGAGCAACACACCGUCGCUGCCGGUCGGUGCGCUCGGGCCGGGCGUUAUUCCACCGUCACCGGGGCGUCGUUCGCGGUCCCGGCUCGGCGGUUCCGUACCGGACGACCUGUCGAAGACGACCGCCCGGCAGCGUGCUCGCAGCAAGAGCCGCCCGCGGGUGUUGUACGCACCGGAGAACGAGCUGGUCCGUGCUUCGUCCGACUAUCCGCUGCUGGACGCGAUGAAGGAGGAGCCGACGCGCAUCACAAUCCGCGGACUGCGGCGUACGUUCUAUCCACCACUGCAUCAUCCGCCGAUAGAUAACGCACCGCCCGAUAAGAAGCUGUCCCUGUUUUGGGUACAUGGUUACCGUGGAAUUGAUUCCAAGCGCAACCUUUGGGUUCUGCCUUCCGGUGAACUGUUGUACUACGUCGCUGCCGUUGCCGUGCUGUACGACCGCGAGGAGGACGCUCAGCGCCAUUACACCGGCCACACGGAGGACAUCAUGUGCAUGGAGGUGCAUCCGUCGCGGGAACUUGUCGGCUCGGGACAGCGGGCCGGCCGGGACCGGAAGUCCCAAGCGCACGUGCGCAUCUGGAGUACCGAGUCGCUGCAGACGCUGUACGUGUUCGGUAUGGGCGAGCUCGACUCGGGCGUGAUUGCGGUCGCCUUUUCACAGCUGAACGGUGGCAGCUACAUCCUCGCGGUGGACGCCGGUCGCGAAAGCAUCCUGUCCGUCUGGCAAUGGCAAUGGGGUCAUCUGCUCGGCAAGGUGGCGACCCUGCAAGAAGGUAUCUGGGGCGCUACGUUCCAUCCGCUGGACGAUAAUCUACUGAUCACACACGGACGAGGCCAUCUCGCGUUUUGGCACAGACGGAAAGACGGUUUCUUCGAAAAGACAGACAUCAUUAAGCCGCCCUCAAGAACAUUUGUAACCUGCGUACAGUUUGAGCCGGAUGGCGACGUCAUAACGGCGGACAGUGACGGUUUCAUCACGAUCUACAGCGUCGACGCGGACGGUGCGUACUUUGUGCGCAUGGAGUUUGAAGCCCACAACAAGGCAAUCAGCUGCCUGGUGAUGCUGUCCGAGGGUACUCUUAUAUCCGGUGGUGAAAAGGAUCGCAAGAUUGCCGCCUGGGACUCGCUGCAAAACUACAAACGCAUUACGGACAUUAAGCUACCCGAGUCGGCCGGAGGUGUACGCUCGAUAUACCCACAGCGACCGGGAAGGAAUGAUGGUAACAUCUAUGUCGGUACGACGCGCAACAACAUCCUGGAGGGAUCGCUACAGCGGCGCUUCAACCAAGUCAUCUUCGGACACGGCAAGCAUCUGUGGGCGCUGGCAGCCCAUCCAGACGACGAGGUGUUCGCAACCGGGGGCCACGACAAGUAUGUGGCGCUGUGGCGUCGCCAGAAGCUGAUCUGGACGACGUCGGUCGGGUACGAGAUAAUCGCGCUUGCGUUCCAUCCGUACGGUGCCGCCCUGGCGGCCGGCAGUUCCGAGGGACAUCUGAUCGUGAUAAACGCGGAAAAUGGCGCCACGAUGCUAACGAUCCGUGUCUGCGGUUCGCCCCUGAAUGCGGUCGAGUUCAAUCAGGUCGGUGACAUGAUAGCGAUCGGGUCUCAGAACGGCAGUAUCUAUCUGUUCCGAGUGUCACGCGACGGGUUCUCGUACAAGAAGAUCAACAAGAUCCGGGGAUCGCAACCACUGACCCAUCUAGACUGGAGCAGCGAGGGCAACUUCCUGCAGUCGGUGACGGUGGACUUUGAUCUGCUGUUCUGGGACGUGAAGUCGCUGUCGCCGGAGAAGAGCCCGAUCGCGAUGAAGGACGUGAAGUGGUUGACCAGCAACAGUACCGUCGGUUUCCUGGUGGCCGGUCUCUGGAACAACCGCUACUAUCCUGCACCGUCGAACACAAUCAUCACGACGACGGCCCGUACCGCGGCCCAGGAUCUGGUGGCGGCCGGUGAUGCCGACGGGUAUCUGCGCCUGUUCCGCUACCCGUGCAUCACACCGCGGGCCGAGUUUACCGAGGCGAAGGUAUACUCCGGUACGCUCGCCUGCAUCAAGUUCCUGUACGGCAACCACAGUCUGGUGACGGUCGGUGGUACCGACGCGUCACUGAUGAUCUGGGAACUAACCGAGGAAUAG
This is a messenger RNA of Anopheles moucheti, 4659 nucleotides long. It is a transcript of the gene DCX-EMAP, whose product is annotated as echinoderm microtubule-associated protein-like CG42247. The record is from RefSeq and is a predicted model, not a curated record. Gene Ontology annotation, biological process: intracellular signal transduction; microtubule cytoskeleton organization. Gene Ontology annotation, molecular function: microtubule binding. Lineage: Eukaryota; Metazoa; Arthropoda; Insecta; Diptera; Culicidae. Bases 673 to 4659 code for a protein of 1328 amino acids. Gene Ontology annotation, cellular component: mitotic spindle. The transcript is spliced from 9 exons.